GUAGAUUCCCCCGAGCGCUCCGGACACGAAGAGGUAGGAGGAUGGUGUGGAUGUGAUAAGGGUGUUGGAUCCUCCCUGCAACCUGGAGGUGGAGAUUGGAAGAAUCUGUAAAAGGACUUGCUGGAGCAAGGGAAGGCUGUGACACUGUGAUGGCUAUGAAACCCAGUAAAAAAACAAGAGGCUCUACUGAUGACAUCCUUGAAGAGCUCCUGGGAUAUGAUGAUGAAACUCCUCUUAAGUCUGCCAGAGCUUCCCAGCCAGCUGGGAUCAAUGGUGGGAGAGCCUGGGGCACCAGCCUGCCAGCCAGCAAGAAGUCCUUUCUGGAGGAUGAUUUCCUCAGCAAACUGCCUGCAAAGGACAUGGAUGAAGAGGCAUCCAGUGCCUCCAACAUGGACUCAGAAGCUCUCCUGCAGACCCUGAAGGAUAUGGAUGACAUGGAUGCUGAUCUCCUGGGAUUGUCAAAACCCAGUUCUGGGGCAGGGAAGGCAACAGUGAAAGGGCCUGGGAAAUGUGACUCCUUGGGAGGAGGAGUGAAAACCACAGGGAAGCCACCAACUCCUGAGAAGGGACAGCCUGUGCCUUUGAUGGAGAAGAAGCCACUCUCACCCCCCUCCACUUCCCAACAGUACAAGAAAUCAAACUUUGAAGAUCUAGAUGAUGCUUUGCUAGGGCUCUCAUCUAACGAGGAGCAGGAUGCUGCCAAGAAGCUGGCUCCAACUGGCACUAAAAGCAGCUCUGACAAAAAAGCAGAGCAGAGCAAAGGGAAAGAGCCACCCCCGACACCCCAGCACGCCACGGCCCCAGCCCGGAGGAGGGCUGAGCUCACCUUUGAAGAUGAUGGUGAUGACCUGAUGGAUGCACUGGGAUUUGGCAGUGGCCCCAAAGAUGAGAAGCAGGGGAAGAAGGCAGAAGACAGAGAGGAGCUCCGGCCAGCCCGCUCCAAGCUGGAUGAGCUGCUGGGACGCGGCUCUGUGUCCAGAGUCCUGGAACAGCCAGGCAUGGGAGAGCACAGGGAGUUCAAACUGGAUAAGAAGUACCAAAAGCAGCCAGAGAAGGAGGAGGAUUUGGACAAGGAGGAUUUUGUCUUUGGAGCAUACCAGCCCACGGUGGCCUCCGUGCCCAGGGGCACGGCGAGGAGGCAGUCUGUGAGGUUUUCAGAGGAGAACAGCAGUGAGCCAAAACCAGAGCCCCACUCCAAACCUCCUCCAGCCAGCCAGAGCCCUGCACGGAGCAGGAGGUCUGGAGCUGACUGGCUGGGCUUGACAGAUGAGGACUUCCUGGACUCAGAGCCACCAUCUCCAGUGAAGGCCAGUCCUGUGGUGUGCCACCCCAGCCCUGCUGCAGCUGGGCAGCCCAGCUCUGCCAGCCAGCUCCAGGCUGCAGAGGAGGCAGCAGCUAAACCUGAGCCAGCAGAGGAGGAGAACUGGCUGGCUGCUGCCUUGGCUCGCAAGAAAGCCCAAGUGCAGGCCAAGGCCCAGGAGAGAAAUGCCAGGCCUGUGGAGGCCCCAGGUGGAGGGCUGGAUCCCCUCUCUCCUGUCAGCCAGCCAGCCAUCUCCACAGCAGCACCACAGCAGGCAGCUGCCCAGCAGCAGGACAAGACAGCAACCACAGAUGGCUCUGGGCAGCUCGUCCCCUGGCUCAGCACCACGAAACAAGCCCCAGCUCACCCACUGAAGGCAGAGAAAGCUGAACCUUCCAGAGACACCAGCACCUCAGUCCCCACAGCCUUGUUCCCAGGACAGCAGGAGACACAGGGCCCUGCCCCAGUCACUCAGGUUACCACACCCAGGGCACAUCUCCAGGCCACCCCACAGCUGCAGGUAGAGUCCCCAGCCCUGGGCUUGCUGCAUGAGAGGAGGCUGGGGACUCCUGCAGCCCAAGGCUCCCAGGAUGCAUCAGGCUAUCAGGCAGCACUGCUCAGCUCCCAGGCCCGUGUGGCAGAGCUGGAGAGCCAGGUCCAGAUGCUGGAACUGGAGCGGACGCAGCACAAACUGUUGCUGGAGAGUCUCCAGAAGCGGCAUCAGGAGGACCUGGAGCUCCUUGAGAGUGCCCACAGGAGCCAAGUGAAGGUGCUGGAGGACACCUAUGGGCAGCGGGAGGAGAGGCUGAGGCGGGAGAAGGAGCAGCUGGCGGCGCAGCUGCUGGCGCAGAGCCAGGCGGCGGAGCGGGCGCGGGCAGAGCUGCUGGCACAGCACCAGCAGCGCCUGGCGGCACUGCAGCAGCAGAGCACGCUGGAGCUGGAGAGGGUGCGAGAGCUGCAGAGGGUGUCUGUCGAGGAGCUGCGCAGAGACCACGAGGAGCAGCUCCAGCGGCUGAAGCGGCUGAAGGAGCAGGAGAUCAGUGCCGUGACCAGUGCCACGUCACACACCAGGUCCCUGAAUGGUGUCAUUGAGCAGAUUGAGAAGGUCUCCAGUGACCUGCAUGACCUCUCACACAAGAUGGAGGCCACACACCACAGCACCUCCCAGGAGCUGGCCCUGGAGGCACGGCAGCGGGACAAGCAGCUCAAGGUGCUCCAGGACAGGCUGCUGCAGCAGCAGAGGGACAUGGAGGAGGAGCGGAGCCGACUCCAGGAGGUGAUCGCGAAAAUGGAGGCCAGGCUGAGCGAGCAGACUCGGCUGCUGGAGCAGGAGCGAUGGAAGGCAGCAGCAGAGCAGUCCAAGGUGGAGUCGCUGCAGCGCUCGCUGGAGGAGCAGCGGCGAGUCAUGACCCACCAGCUCUCCAUGGAGAGAGCAGAGCUGGAGAGGGCGAAGAGCUCUCUGCUGGAGGAGCAGAAGUCGGUGAUGCAGCAGUGCUCAGAGGAGCGACGGAGGCUGGCGGCGGAGUGGGCAGAAUUUCACAGCCAGCAGCAGCUGAGCAAGGAGCGCCUGGAGCGGGACAUGGACCGGGCCCUGCAGAUGGACUCCCACAGAGAGGGCACCCUCAUAAGCCUGGCCAAGGAGCAGGCAAUGCUGAAGAUCCGAGACCACGAGCUGAGAGCCAAGGAGGAGCAGCUGGCAAAGGACAGGGAGCUGCUGGACAAGGCCUGGCAGGAGCUGAGGCUGGAGAAGGAAAAGGCAAAUGCGGCUGCGCUGCGCAUCCGGCAGCAGGAGGAGGAGAUCAAAAGCAUGACCAAGCUCUCGUCCCAGAAGUACGAGGAAGGGGAGCGAGCCCUGCGGGAGGCACGCAGGAUAGAGUCCAAGGACCAGAGCAGGCUGCAGGCUGUGCAGCAGCAGUGGGAGCAGCUGAAGCAGCAGGAACAGCAGCUGCAGCAGGAGCGGCUGAGCCUGGCUGACCAGAGGAGGCAGCUGGAACAGCUACGUGAGGAGCUCUCACUGACCACAAACCAGGACCUCAGUGCCUCUGUGAAAGGCCUCAACAGCACACUGUUUCCUCUAAAUGCAGCAGCACCACGCAGUCAAGCUUUUGUUCCAGAGUUUCCACCUGCCAGCAGGCACAGCCCAGAGCAUAGUAGGGAAACCCUGGCCACAGCCAGCCCUGAUGAGCUCCACGUCAAACUGCUGUUGCUGAAGCACAGGGCCCAGCAGGACCGUGCUUUCUUAGAGGAUGAGCAGUUCUUCCUGGAGACCCUGAAGGAAGCAUCCUAUAACACUUCAUCUCUGUCAGGCUGAGGAGAUGGCAUUCCCAUGCCCUACCCAAGGGACAGCUGCUGUGGCCUCCACUUGGGAGAGGGACACAAACAAUAAAUAAUC
Molecule: messenger RNA, 3692 nt
Organism: Dryobates pubescens (Downy woodpecker)
Lineage: Eukaryota; Metazoa; Chordata; Aves; Piciformes; Picidae
Gene: FBF1
Product: Fas binding factor 1
Exons: 31
Coding region: 150-3611 (1153 amino acids)
Biological process (GO): establishment of epithelial cell polarity; cilium assembly
Cellular component (GO): ciliary transition fiber; ciliary basal body; centriole
Source: RefSeq, a predicted model, not a curated record